This is a messenger RNA of Bombina bombina (fire-bellied toad), 5533 nucleotides long. It is a transcript of the gene ANOS1, whose product is annotated as anosmin 1. Gene Ontology annotation, cellular component: cell surface; extracellular region. Gene Ontology annotation, biological process: neuron differentiation. The record is from RefSeq and is a predicted model, not a curated record. NCBI's taxonomy places the organism in Eukaryota, Metazoa, Chordata, Amphibia, Anura, Bombinatoridae. Gene Ontology annotation, molecular function: peptidase inhibitor activity; protein binding.
CCUUUUAUUCAUUUCCCACUCAGUCAGUGCUUUUGCAGAUCUGUGCAGGGAGCUCACCCAUUCAUCUGUUGGACAUGAUGUGGCUGCAGGAUCACGGCUGCUCUAUGACAUUUUUUCUGUGGAUUAUCUUGCUGUGGGGUAGCUUCAACUCAGCUGCUGCUUCUGCUUCUCGCAAACAGGACGAGUCAGUCUCCACGCUGAGUGUUUACAGAGCAAGAUGCAUCAGGUGUCUGAGCCUGCACAUCACUCGCAUCUCUGCCUUCUUCAAACACUUCCAGAACAACGGUUCCUUGAUUUGGUGUCAGAAUCACAAACAGUGUUCGAAGUGCUUGGAACCCUGCAAAGAAACAUGGGAUUUGAGAAAGAAUAACUGCCAAAAUCUCUGUGAGCCACUUUUUCCCAAGAAGCACUAUGAAUGUUUAACCAGCUGCGAGUUUCUCAAAUCUGUCUUGUCAGUGAAGCAAGGAGACUGUCCAGCUCCCGAGAAAGCCAGUGGCUUUGCAGCUGCUUGCGUUGAAAGCUGCGAUGCUGAUAAUGAAUGCUCUGGGGUGAAAAAGUGUUGUUCAAAUGGAUGUGGACAUACAUGCCAAGUACCUAAAAACUUGUAUAAAGGUGUUCCUUUGAAGCCAAGAAAGGAACUUAGCUUUAGUGAGCUGCUGCCUGGACAUCUUGAGAUCAAAUGGUCUUCAAAAUUCAACAUUUCUGUUGAACCAGUGAUCUAUGUAGUUCAGAGGAGAUGGAACUUUGGGAUACAUCCAAGUGAAGAUGAUGCAACUAACUGGCAAACUGUAGCACAGACUAUUGAUGAAAGAAUACAGCUUCCUGAGGUCAGAUCUAGCAGAUGGUAUCAGUUCAGAGUUGCUGCUGUUAAUGUCCAUGGAACGAGAGGCUUUACAGCACCCAGCAAACACUUCCGUUCCUCCAAAGAUCCUUCACCUCCACCUGCACCAACUAAUCUAAAGAUUGCUAAUUUUACUACAAACAAUGAUGGUACAAUAGCUGUUCGAAUUGUAUGGGAUCUUGCAGAGGAACCUGAUAUCCCCAUACAUCAUUAUAAAGUCUUUUGGAGUUGGACUACAAAUACCAAAUCUGUGGUUGCAACUAAGAAGAAGAGGAGAAAGACAACAGAAGGGUCUCACAACUUUGUCAUUUUGGAUGGACUUCAACCAAGUAGCAACUAUAUGGUAGAAAUACAAGCCAUUACAUACUGGGGACAAGUGCGUCUAAAAAGUACAAAGGUUUCACUUUACUUCUCCUCUACACCACCACCCUCGAAAAAGGAGCAAGAACCAAAAGUCAGCAAAAUAAAGACUGAUACAAUAGUGCCCCCUCAGAGAAAGAGAACAGCUCGCAUGCUUGAAAUUGGUGCUCCAUUUUACCAGGAAAAUCAACUUCAGGUGAAAGUAUACUGGAAAAAGACAGAAGAUUCCAAUUUAGGACUUUAUCAAAUUCAGUGGUUUCCUGAAUCAUGUGCCCACAAUGAUACCAAAGGACUUGAAAAAGCAUUGACACAAGAUAAUUAUAUCAUUCUCCCUGGACUACUGUUUUCCUGCAAAUAUAAAGUAAAUAUCCAUCCUGCAAGACCCAAAGGACAAUUGAAGGCUGAGAGUAUUUUCUUUACAACUCCUCCUUGUUCAGCAGUAAAAGGAAAAAACAACAAACAUAUCAACUGCCCAUCUGAAGGGGGUCAAGUUGUUUCCAAGGUCUUGGCAAAACCAGAAAAUCUUUCUGCAUCAUUUAAUGUACAUGAUGGUAACAUUACUGGCCAUUUCUCAUGGAAACUUUCUAAAGUAAAUCUUCAUCAGCCGAUGACUGGCUUCCAAGUUACAUGGGCAGAAGUCACAACAGAGAGCAGGCAGAACAGCUUGCCAAACAGCAUCAUUUCCCAGUCUCAGAUACUUCCAGCAGAUCAUUACAUGCUGACUGUUCACAAUCUGAGGCCGUCAAUGCUUUAUAGAUUGGAGGUUCAAGUAUUAACAACAGGAGGUGAAGGACCAGCAACAAUAAAAUCAUUUCGGACACCUGAUGUACUGCCGCCUUUACCUCACCGACCUCAUCUGAAGCAACACCAUCCUCAUCAUUAUAAACCAUCACCAGACAAAUUCUGAAAGCCACAUCAUGUCCUGAGUUAUAUCACUAGAAAGAACUUUGCAUGAGAGAUCUACAUGGAGGAUCAAAGUAUUUGUCCUUUGGACUUCAACCUCAUGCCAAUAGGAAGUCUUUGCUGAAGAUAUCAUCAAGAACAAUUACUAUUAAAGUCCUAGUUUGCAAUCUGUAGCACCUCAUGUCAGUAUUUUGAGGGGUACAUUUCAGCCACCAAUGUGUUUCUCUUAGUUCUUGUAUUUUACAUAGAUUUUUAAGUGCACUGUAUGGCACUUCUGUUAUGUGUAACAACUUAAUAAGCAUUUUUUUUGUGAAUACUAUAUAUUGUAAAUAAGACAUAUUAUAGAUACAUAAAACAAUUAUUUAGGACCAGGAAGCGAAUGAAUAAAUAAAGCAAUAAUAUACAUGAAUGUUAUAUCAGUUGUAUAAAUAAAAUAUAAUUGAUCUAAUAUUUUACAUUUCAAACAUUCCGCAUAUACAAUAUACGAUAAAAAUAGUAUUUAUAAAAGAGUAACACUAAUAUAUUUAAGACAAAUUAGUAUUUAUUAGGUUGCUCUUUAAACAUACUAAAUUGGAAGUAUUGAGCAGUUCAGAUGAGCACCACUCCGAAAGGCAAGACAGUUGUAUCUCAAAACAUUUUGGGAGAAAUGAAUAACUUUUUUGUAAUGCAUUUGUAACUAGUGAGUUAAGGUUUUGAACACUAAAUACCUUGAGUCCUCUGUGUCUAAAUUAGUACACUUUGCUUUACAAUAUUCACGUCUUCCAAAAUGUUUUUUUUUUUUUUUUUUAAGAUCCUAGUUUGUUAUAUAAAAUGAAGGCAAUUGCUAUGUAUCAAAAAUGCUCAGAGAAGUAAUGUUAUAUGACUAAUAUGUACAGUUGCUUGCACAUAAAAUGCAUUUACUUACCAUAAGUUAUUUUUCAUAUGACAAAUUUAUUCUCUCUUUUUUAUAACAGUACAUUUUACUCCUUUUAAUAAUGUCAGUUGACUAAAGAGCCAAAUAAUUCAUCAUGUUUCUGCAAAAGAAACUGAUGGUAUGAUAUUUUUUUGUAAAGCUCUUUAAAGUUUAAAAAUGAAUAUAGAUGUUAGCAGUACAUUACUUUUUUAUUUACCUUGUUUUUCACUUACUAAAAGAAGAUAUAUUCCAAUUUACUUCUAUUAUAACAAUGUGCAUAAUCUUUUUAUAUGCACACUUUUUGAGACACGAGCUCCUACUGAGCAUGUGCAAGAGUGCAUAGUGUAUGGGGCUGAUGGCUGUCACAUGAUACAGGGGAGGCAAAAUGGAAUUAACUUUGAAAUUUGCCAAAAAAAAAUCCUACUUCUUAGUAAUUCAAAGUGCUUUUACAUUGUCUUUUAAUUAUGCAUUUGUCAAUUGUGCAAUUCUUCUGUAUUUAAUAGUCUUUUAAGAUACUAUAAUUUAUGUUACCACAAAAGUAAUAUUAAGUAAAAUAAUCACUCUUUACAACCCAGUAUAUAUUUGUAUAAGAAUUUCUCUGUAUUUUCUUAGAUACUUAAUAUAUGUCGGUGCACAUUGGCUACCCAUGCUAUAGACUUUUUAAAAUAAAAAAAAGUAUUUGAGAUCUAUAUGACUGUCCCACAAAAGGUAGCUGGGAAUUUUUUUCAUUAAAGGGCUAUUGUCUAAGAUAAAAAGUUGUCAUACAGAUUGUUUCUCCUUAAUGAGUUUGCUAGCAUGAAAAUUAAUUCACUGAUGUUUUCAGGAAACAUCUUAUUUUAUGUUCAUCAGUUAUUUAUUUGUAAACCUUUAUUUGUACAUCUAGUGGCUUAAUUAUAUUUGUUUUAAACUAUCUUGGUUUUUUUUAAACUCUAAUCUGUAUUUGUCUUCUCCAACCAUCUUUGUUUUUAAACACUAAUCUACAUUUGUCUUCUCAUUUACUGUUUUCCCACAUCUGUUUUUAAAGGGACAGAUAGAUAAUCACUUUAUUAGCCAUUUUCGAGUUUUGCAUAACCAACACGGUUAUAUUAAUGCACUUUUUACCUUUGUGAUUACUUUGUAUCUAAGCCUCUAAAGACCGCCCCCCUUAUCUCAGUUCUUUCGACAGCCUUGCAUUUUAGCAAAUCAGUGCUGACUCAUAAAUAACUCCACGGGAUUAUGCCCAAUGUUAUCUAUAUGGCACAUGUGAACUAAUGCCCUCUAGCUGUGAAAAACUGUCAAAUGCAUUCAGAUAAGAGUCAGCUUUCAAGGGCUUAGAAAAUAGCAUAUGAGCAUACCUAAGUUUAGUUUUCAACUAAGAAUACCAAAAGAACAAAGCAAAUAUGAUGAUUAAAGUAAAUUGGUAAAUUGUUUAAAAUGACAUGCCAUAUCAGAAUCAUAACAUUUUAAUUUUGACUAGACUGUCCCUUUAAGUUAAGUAUCCUCAGCUAUCUUCCCAUCUGAGGGCCAAAUGCACACACAAGUACAGGGCUAAAUCCAGAUUUUGGGUUCCCUAACCCCACCAUAAAAAAAAUCACAGAUGAGAAAAAUCAUAAAUAUGCAAAUGUUUAUUACUAGAGCAAUAUUAUGCUGUGUUUUUCUCUAUACUUAAUGUAUUAAUUUUCAAUCUCAAAUAUUAUGUAUGUUAAUAUCACUGACAGCUUUGUAGCUAGCUAUUAUUUAAUGUAAACAAUUUCAUCCUCUGUCAACCCAAUGUGUAACUUGUUUUGGUAUUUUUAAUAUGUUUUAGUUAUCAUGGGAGUAAAUGUGUGUGACAUGGACCGCCAUGUUGUUUGUAUCCACUUGUGCUCAAUAUAUUUCCCUAAAUGGCUGGAGGCCAUUUAUUUAGUAAAAUAUACCUUGCCCCCAUUUGUAAGGUAGCUGCUAUUUAUUGAUUUUUCUUUUAGUGUGGUGCAAUUUUUUAUCAGUUUUAUUUGUACAUGUGUUCAUCAAAACUUUAUAUAUUUAACAUUAUGCAAAACAGUGUAUUGUAGAAACAACCAUGGUGUUAAAAUGUUGCAUGUACUGAAAUUAGCAUUGUAUUUAAAUUAUAAAUGAACACAUGCUGAUGUUAAUUAUGUGUUUUGCAUGUCAAAACUCAAUUCAACCGUAAUAAGCAUGAUUUAUAAUAGAAUCUCUUGAAUUUAUUUACAACAUUUUAUUCAAAUAUUAAGAAAAUAAUUUUGUUUGUAAAAAUGCGGAUUUACGUUUUUUUUUCUCGUAACAUAUUGUUUGUUAUUCAAUAUGAUGCAAACCUGCAUCUCUUUGGAUGUAGAAAUCAUAUUCCCUUAAAGUCAAAACAAGAACAUAUUUAUUUAUAUAUGUAACAAAAACACUUUUUUUGUGUCCUGAAUUUUUAAAACAAAAACAUAAAAAAAAAUGUGUAAAGAGGAUUUUGUAAAGAAAUUUGUAAAUGUAAAUAAUUUGCAAUGUUAUUCAUUAUUUCCAUGCUAGAAGUUGUACAUAAUGUUUAUGUAAUAAACUAUCCCUAAAUGUAACAA